Molecule: messenger RNA, 863 nt
Organism: Perkinsus marinus ATCC 50983
Lineage: Eukaryota; Perkinsozoa; Perkinsida; Perkinsidae
Exons: 1
Source: RefSeq, a predicted model, not a curated record
GUAGUGACCAUAAGAUAAUUCGGGUGACCUUGCAGGACACCAAGCACGAGUAUCCCAAGCGACCACAGCUGCGACUCACCAAUUUUGAGAAGGUUCGAGAAGCAGCACCAGCCAUACCCGACAACUCCCCCGCCGCGGCCAUUUCAGCAGGUCUCUCAGAUGCUGUUGCUGCCAACACCCCCGCUAUGGAGGGUCGCGACUCCCCUUCGUGGUGGAGCCGCAAGCUCACGAAGCUGAAACAGAGCCUUAACAAGGCGACCAAGAAGUGGAACAAGGCGAAGAGGGAUGGCAACCUCCUCGGAACCGAGCACUGGAAAGAAGAGCUGACUGAGAGAAGGAGACUCUUCAGGUUAGAAGCCCGAGCAGCCAAGAAGAGGGCAAGGGACCGCUUCUAUGCGUCCCUCCAAGACUUCUCCAAGUGUAUCCGGCCACCGACGGGUAAGUCAGCGGCAGCGAUACUGAAUGGCGACCCAAGCACCAACCAAGCAGCCCAUCUGCUAGAGAAGCUAUUCCCUCGGGACCCUAGGCGGUCCCAGGGGAUGGCCCAGGUUCGCGUCGGUGUAGGCUCGGCAGAUCGCAUCCCAGCAGUAACCGAACAGGAGGUCUUGGAAGCCAUCGGCCGUCUGAAGAUCUCUGCCCCUGGGAGCGACGGCGUCAAUGCUGAAGUUUUGAAGAAGACGGCGCCUGAGCUGGCGGCCAAAUGGGCCACGGCCUUCACUGACAUCCUUAGAUCCGGCGAGUUCCCUGCCGAAUGGAAGGAGGGCAAAUGCAUUGCCCUGGCCAAGCCCGGCCGCGACAUCUUCCAGCCCUCGGGCUGGCGCCCAAUAGUUCUCCUUAGGUGUGCCUCGAAGCUCUUAGAAUCC